AAAAAAUAAAUAAGUUAAUUAGCGAAUCAAAGUCUAUUUAGGAUAAUCUAAAUAAAAAUGGAAGGAACAGAAGAUCAAAUCAUAUUUAAAAAGACAUAUCAGCUUUUCUAAUAAUAAUUAUGCUAGCUCAAUCAAACUGAUAACUUAAUCAUAAUUUAAGAGUUAGAUGAAAUCUCACAAGAUGUUUAGAAUUUAUUGCUUAAUAAAAAACAAAUAUUAUUUUCAUCUAAAAAUAAUACAAAACAUUAAAUAAAAAUAAUGCUAUUCAAAGCUAUAUAAUUACAAAUUCUCUUUCAAAGAGAAAUCAUUAAGUAGCAAAAAUGUAUAAAUAAUAAGUCAGAAUUAAAUAAUAAUGAAUCAAUAGGAUAAUCUUAAGUUGAUACUUAAAAAAAUUAACUGUAGAUGGAUAUUAAAGAAAUCUUAGAAUAAUAAGUAAAUAUAAAAGAGAUAAACUAAAUUUAACUAUAACUGACUAUUUGUGAUGGAACUAAAGAAUAAGAAAAAAAAUGUUAUUUAUAAGAAAUUUCAUUUUAAUUAAAUCAUAAACACUUUUGCUAUAAAGUAUAAAUAGAAAAAGAGGAAGAUGAAGAAAAAAUAUACAGUAUGACAUUUAAUGAAAAGUCAAUGAUUUCUAAUCACAAUUUAACAGAAGAACGCCCUUUUGAAUAAAUCUUAAAAGAGGAAGACAAAAGCAAUUAAAAUAAUCAAAUGAAUAUUGUAUAAAAAACAAAUAAUUCAGAUAGUGAAAUUGAUAAUAAGAUAAAUGACAAAUAGGAAAGCCAAGACUAACUUUAAGACAAUCAAGAUUAUAAAAAUAAUAAAACUCAUACAGAUAUUAAAACAGAAGAGCGUCCUUUAGAAUAAAUCUUAAAAGAGCAAGACAAAAGCAAUUAAAAUAAUCAAAUGAAUAUUGAAUAAAAAACAAAUAAUUCAGAUAAUAGUAUUGAAAAUAAAAUAAAUGACAAAUAGAACAAGCAAGAUUAACUCUAAGAAAAUCAAGGCUAUAAAAACAAUUCAACUCAUACAGGAAUUGAAGACGGAUUAAACUCUAAAUAAGGACUAAGUUACAACAAGAAUGAAGGAGAAAUAUUAAAAAUUAGUAAUGCAGGGAAAAAAAGAAUAACAACUCCUAUUUUUGAUCAGACAUUAUUAGGUGAUUCUAAUAGAGAAAAUUCUCUCACCUAAAUUAAAAAUGAGGUACCAUCUAGUGUUAUGAAAGAUGAGGAGAUUUAAUCAACAAAUAUCAGACAAAUCUUGAAAAUAGCAGAAGAGGAUGAAUAGUAUAUAAAAUCCAUAUUAAAAGGAUAGGACUAAAAAUGUAAAAAAAAAGACCAAUUAUAGGAAUUAUUCAAUUCUUUCGAAAUCCUUAUGGAAAAAAUAAGUAAAGAUAAUAAAGAUGAGUAAUUCUUUGAAAAUAAUAUAUUGAAUGAGAUAAAUGAAAACAUCAAAAAGUUCAAAGAAGAUAAAAAUAUUUAGAUGACAUAAAUAUUUAAAUUUAUAUAGAUUUAACAUAAUAAAAUUAAAGAACUUAAACAAUAAAAGAAAGAUUUUAUUAAUUAAUUAAAAUCUAUGAAUGAAGCUUUUAAAAAAUUAGAAGAAAAGUGUAAGUCUUUAAAUGAGAAAUAUCUAUAGGAGAUAUAACAAAAGUAAUAUCUGUAAGCUUCCCUUGAAUAGCACUAUACAGAUAUGAAAAUCAAAGAAAAUGAGCUUUCUCAAAGCACAGAAAAAUAAAAAGGUUUACAACAACGCAUAGAAUAAUUGUAAAAUGAAGCUUAAAGGCAAAAAUAAAAUUAUGAAGAAGAAGUUAAUAAAUUAAAUAAGUAAAAUGAAGAAUAAUAGUAAAAGCACGUUUAAUAAAUAAAACAAUAUUAGAUUCAAUAUGAUACAAUAAUAGGAUAAAAUAAUUAGAUAUAUUUGAAAGAGAAACAAUCACUUUUAAGUCAUAUUAAAAACUUUGAAAACUUAGUUAAAAAACUUAAGGAGGAAAAAUAAGAAAAGCAAAAUUUAAUUGUUAACAAUUAAAAAUAGAUUCUGGAAUUAUUAUCAUAAUUAGAAUAACAAAAAUAUUAUAAUGAUAAUUAAAUUGCUUAACUUUAAUAGCAGAUUAUGCAGUAACUAAGUUACAUUGAGCAAUUAAAAUAAGAACUCUAAAAAGAAAAAAUAGAUAAUUAAAAUGAAAAACAAACUCUUCAAAAUUAAAUUAAUGGGUUAAAUGAUGAAAAAUUAAAACUAGAGCAGAAUCUAUAGUAAAAAGAGAAGGAUAUUGAAGAAUUAAAACAAACCUAAGCAUAAAACUUAGAUUAAAUAAAUGAAUUAAAUAAAGAAUGUUAGAAUCUAUAAUAGAAAAUCUUUAACUUGAGUUAAGAUUCAAUAUAAUUAAUGAAAUUAAAAUUAGAAAAAAAUAGUAAAAACCAUCAGAUUUGCCCAAACUGCAAUGUAAAUAUAAUAAACGUAUUCAUAAAAGGUCAUGAAAUGUGCUCUGCCUGCUUACAAAGAAAGCUAUAUAAAUAUGCAUGA
This is a messenger RNA of Tetrahymena thermophila SB210, 2517 nucleotides long. RefSeq lists its product as hypothetical. Lineage: Eukaryota; Ciliophora; Oligohymenophorea; Hymenostomatida; Tetrahymenidae. The transcript has 28 exons. The record is from RefSeq and is a predicted model, not a curated record.